Miscanthus lutarioriparius is the source of this 1095-nucleotide messenger RNA. NCBI's taxonomy places the organism in Eukaryota, Viridiplantae, Streptophyta, Magnoliopsida, Poales, Poaceae. The record is from the annotation of a GenBank genome assembly.
AUGGAGAAGAGCGCCAGCAACGGGGUGGCGACGGCUGUCCCGGCCUCGUGGAACUUCACGCCGAACGAGACCCUCCUGGGCCUGACGGCGCUCUCGAUGCGCGCCGUGCUGGCCAGGGUCAAGGCCGGGAUGGUAGAGGCCGACGGCGGCGGCGGGCGGCCCGUGGUCCCGAUGGGCCACGGCGACCCGUCGGCGUUCCCGUGCUUCCGGACGGCGACGGAGGCCGUGGACGCCGUCGCCGGCGCGCUCCAGUCCGGGGAGUCCAUUGCUCAGUACUUAUCCCAUGAUUUGCCAUAUGCAUUGUCACCUGACGAUGUCUACCUCACAAGUGGCUGUGCUCAAGCAAUUAAGAUAAUCUGCUCUGUCUUAGCUCGUCCCGGUGCCAACAUCUUGGUUCCAAGGCCUGGCUAUUUGUUCUAUGAGGCACGCGCUGUUUUCAAUGGCAUGGAAGCACGGUACUUCGAUCUUCUACCUGAGAAAGACUGGGAGGUUGACAUUGAUGGCGUCCAAGCCCUUGCUGACAAGAAUACUGUUGCUAUGGUCAUUGUCAACCCAGGAAACCCAUGUGGCAAUGUUUACACCUAUGAGCACCUGGCCAAGGUUGCUGACACUGCUCGGAAGCUUGGCAUAUUUGUCAUAGCAGAUGAGGUUUACGCACACUUGACAUUUGGAGAGAGGAAAUUUGUGCCGAUGGGUGUGUUUGGGGCUGUGGCUCCAGUGUUCACACUAGGGUCCAUAUCAAAGAAAUGGGUGGUGCCUGGAUGGCGGCUUGGAUGGAUAGUUACCAAUGAUCCUAAUGGUGUAUUUCAGAUGACUAAGGUAGUGGGCAGCAUCAAGAGCUACCUUGAUAUCUCGUCUGAUCCUCCAACAUUUGUCCAGGUUAAACUGGAUGUAUCUUGCCUGUCAGACAUCAAAGAUGACAUGGACUUCUGCUGCCGGUUGGUAAAGGAAGAAUUAGUGGUUGUUCUGCCAGGAUGUGCUGUGGGAUACAAGGAUUGGCUUCGGAUCACCUUUGCAAUUGAUCCGUCUUCCCUCAAAGACGGGCUUCACAGGCUCAAGUCCUUCUGCUUGCGAUACAAGAAGCCGACAAAGUGA